This is a messenger RNA of Lutra lutra (Eurasian river otter), 9202 nucleotides long. RefSeq names its product BAF chromatin remodeling complex subunit BCL7C (gene BCL7C). Lineage: Eukaryota; Metazoa; Chordata; Mammalia; Carnivora; Mustelidae. The transcript has 6 exons. Bases 175 to 903 code for a protein of 242 amino acids. The record is from RefSeq and is a predicted model, not a curated record.
AGCAGGAAACGGGGCGGGGACUCGCGGAGGCGUUGGGGAGCGAGGGAGGGCGCGGCCAACUCCCGAAGGGACGGCAGGCCGAGACAGCGGCGCCCUGGUUUGGCGCCGAGCCUGAGCCCGCCGGACGGGAGGCGGCCCAGCCGCGGGCUCGGCCUCGGCCCCAGUCCCGCCAGCAUGGCCGGCCGGACCGUUCGGGCCGAGACCCGGAGCCGGGCCAAGGAUGACAUCAAGAAGGUGAUGGCGACCAUCGAGAAGGUCCGGAGAUGGGAGAAGCGCUGGGUGACUGUGGGCGACACUUCCCUUCGUAUCUUCAAGUGGGUGCCAGUGGUGGACCCCCAGGAGGAGGAGCGACGGAGGGCAGGUGGUGGGGGAGAGAGAUCCCGAGGCCGGGAGCGGCGGGGCAGGGGCGCCAGUCCCCGAGGGGGUGGCCCUCUCAUCCUGCUGGAUCUCAAUGAUGAGAACAGUAACCAGAGUUUCCAUUCGGAAGGCUCCCUGCAAAAGGGCACCGAACCCAGCCCUGGGGGCACCCCCCAGCCCAGCCGCCCUGUGUCACCUGCUGGACCACCGGAAGGGGUCCCAGAGGAUGCUCAGCCCCCACGGCUGGGCCAAGAGAGAGAUCCUGGAGCCGUAACUGCAGGCAGCACAGAUGAACCCCCAAUGCUGACCAAGGAGGAGCCUGUUCCCGAAUUGCUGGAGGCUGAGGAUUCGGGAGUGCGGAUGACCAGAAGAGCCCUCCACGAGAAAGGUCUGAAGACAGAGCCCCUCCGGAGGCUCCUGCCCAGAAGGGGUCUCCGGACAAACGCCCGGCCGGGUUCAGCGGUGCUGCCCGACGCCAGAGCUCCCGGAGGAGGAAGCAAGGCCCCGAGGGCACCCAGGACGAUUCCCCAGGGGAAGGGGAGGUGAGCCGGCUCCCCAGGCAAGGCGAGGCCCUCGGGUCUCUCUUGGCCGCCCCGAGAUCCAGCCACCCACCCGUGCCCCGAGGGUGGAAAAGAGCCUUCCCAGCCCUACAGCUACCGCAGGAACUUCGGGGGCGAGCCGCCGUUAUCUGCCUCGAACCUAAGGUCACAGCGCCCAUCUUGCUCGCCACGGACCCUCGUACAGUGAGCGGGCCCACGGGCACCCCAAGUGUGCAAAGGGCUUGGGCACAACUCGGAUCACACCCAGCGCCUGAGGACGCUUCGCCGCCAGAGGCUCCGGCCGCUCUGGAGUGCGGGGUGGGCGCCCACCUCCUCCCGCACCAGCGCGCCCAGCCCUGCGUCCGCCGGCCUCCAGCCUCCCGCGACGCCCCGCCAGCCAGCCCUGCGGCCGCGUCGCCCCCAAACCCCGCGAGGCCCACGUACGCGCGGAGACCCUGCCACCCCCUCCCCCACGCCACCGAACCCCCAUCUCCUGCCCCAAACCCCACCUCCCUCCGCCUCCCCUCCACCCCCCACCCCCACCCACGGCAGGCCCACGGAUGCCCUGCAGGGGGCUGGGUUACCUCAAGCACCAGAGGACGUGCUUCAAGAGCUUCUACCCGGUGCCAACCUCGCCAGUCCCUAAGGAACCCACGUGGGAAAGAGGCCUUUCUGCCCUGGCUCCCGCCUGCCUCCCAGCGUGGCCCCGCCAGGGGACCCAGAAGGCGUCCUGGGCUACUAGGGAGGGCCUGGGGCAUCUGGCAGAGCCCAGAGACCUGGAAAGUCCCCGCCUGAACAAGGCCGGGGGGCACAUGAGCCCUGUCAGUGGUUCCAAGGGCUUUCACCAAGCUCUUCCUUCCCAAGUCCAAUGCUGGGCCUGUCAUUUUAGGAAAUGAUGUUUCCCGUUUAUUGAGAGUUUACUCUGUGCCAGGCAUUGUGAUUUACAGCGAUGAUCUCAUUUAAUCCUUACAGCAUCCCAGUGACACUGGUCUUCUCAUUAUCAGCGUUUUACAGAUGGAGAAACUAGGUCUCAGAGAGGUUAAGGGACCUGCCCAACGUCACACAGCCAGUAGGUAGCAGAACCAGCAUCCAGUCCCAGGUCUGCCUUCCUGAUUCCACAGCCCCCCUGCUGCAGUGCCUCUGUUCCUACAAGAGUUAAAGGCGCAGCUUGACCCAGCAUCCAUUUAAUCCAUUUUUCUCAUGGUAAUUACAUAACACUUUGUGUACUAAAAUGAGCAGAUACUUUCUGGAAUGAGAUUGCGAUAAAACUUGAGCCUUCAGAUGUUUCACAUUAAGACCAAUGCUUCAGGCACAGCCCAUGGAUCCCUGAAGUAACCUCUUCUCAGACCUCUGCCUUUAGAGGGCUGUUGGCCAAGGAAGCUCUACUCCAGGACCUGCUCCUAUGCAGAAACUUCCUGGAAGCCAGGAAAGAUGGCCUCUCCAUAGUUUGCCAUCCCACUGGGCUGCUCAGGAAGUCCAUCCAGUUCCUCUGGGCUGGGUAUCCAAUUUCCCAACAGAUAAUCAUCUUCAGGAUUUGGAAAUGAAAAACUGAAAUUCUUGGAAAUUCCUGAAAUCAUUCAUACUAGUCUGUAUUUUUCAUAACGUUCUGUAUUUUUUAAAUAAAUAAGAGUAGUUACAAAGAACUGUAGGCUAUAGCAAAUAUUUUUAAAAAACAAACAAACAAAAAAUACCAGAGAAUAUUAUUGGUAACAUAUGAAUAACGAAAUGUUUAAAUCUUCAACAAGAUAACUGUACCACACAGCAUUGUGUGUUGAAAUUGCCCAUUGGAGGACCAGUUUAUUUCCAAAAUUUGAUUCUUGGAAUAUCACUCAUAGGAUUUGUACAAGAUAUAUGAUGCAUGUAAACAGAUUAAUAUUCUGUCUGUGAAAAUGACUGUUUACAACUGAUAGGGCCACAGAUCCACUUGUGAUAUGGCAACAGCUAUGAAAAAGAGUGAUUAGACUGUGACCACUUCUUCUUUUUUUUUUAAACAAAUAUUUAUUUAAGUAAUCUCUACACCCACUGUGGAGCUCGAACUCACAAAGCUGAGCUCAAGAGUCACACACUCCUCUGACAGAGCCAGACAGGCACCCCCACUUCUCUCCUCCUGACCCAAGUUCCCAACAUGUCUACCUUAGUCUUGGACUCCAUUAUCUCAGCAUUUCCUUCUCAUGCUUUCUACUUGAUGUCAGUGAUUCCUUCAUACCAGGAAUGCCUCUAUGUUUAUUGUUAAGCAUGAAUUCUCACAAGAGAAUUAUAACACUUUUCCUAUUUUCCCAGUCUCUUGACUGAUGGGUCCUGGGAUUCAGAAAAACAUAAAUUUCCCAGAAAAAUGUCAGGAAGGACUUCUGGUUUAGAAAUACUAUUCUGGGCUGAACAGGAUUGCCAAAGCAAGGCUGCUACAGAAAUAAUUACCUAGUACCUCAUCAGACCCAGUCACUGAUGCUUCCUGGUUUCAGGGGCUUCAGAGCCAGAAGAUCCAAUUGUGGAUCUCAACUCUGCCAGUUCCUGAGUGUGAGACUUUGGGCAAGUCACUUUACCUCUCCGAGCUUCCAUUUAAUGGAUAAGCUAGUGCCCGGAAAUAAUAUACUUGUUUUGUGAGGCGAUAUUGUAGAAGGGUUAAAAGUGUGGUCUGAGGUUUGAAUCCGUUACUCACUACCUCUUUGAUUUGGGGCAACUUCUCGCCACUCUGACCCCAUUUUUCUCCUCUGUAAAAUGGAAAAGCUGAGCCCACUUCUUAGGAUCUGGGUGAGUUUAAAUGAGAUCAUGUAUGAAAAUGCUUCACACAGAGCAUGGUAACAGUGUAAAUGGUUGAUAAACGUGGACCAGAGUAGUUAUUACCUGCUGUAUCUACCUCACGGGGCCGUUGUGAGGACGAAAGGGACGUUAUGGUGUGCAGUUGCUUUCUAAGCUGUGAAGAGGUGUCCACACUCUUCUCUUUCCUUCAGAGACGGGAUGGUCAGAAGUUACUGGCUCACACUAGAGCGAUCUCCAAGUCAGAGACCUGGGGAUACUUCCUGAGAUCCACGGAAGGUAGUUGUGUUGAGGAAGAGGUGUCCCCAUGGUUACCCGAAAAACAGGGUUUAGUUGCAACCAAGUGGGCAAACUUGGGGCACAUUUGGGGGGUGGGGGGCACAGAUGAUUUUCAGAAAGAGGCUUUGGAGAAAGGACUGUGUUAAAUGGAGCCUGCCCACUGUAGGUCUGUUUAAUAGGGAUUGGAUCAGGGGAAGGGGACAUGGCCUAGAAGGUGGCAAGGGGGCUCUUUGACUGUUGUCUGAAGCCCCUCAUUGGCUAAACCUCAGAAACAAUUCUGUUAGCCAGAAGCAGUGCAUCCUGUCCCUGCUGUGCAUGACCUGUGAUGCUUAUUCAUCCCUAGACUGUAGACCAAACAUGGAUCAAAGGGCUUUCCAGAGAUGAGCUUCUGCAAUCCUGACGGCAGCCUGGGAAAGUGAAUAGUAGCCUUACUCCCGUUCUGAAGACAGGGGCUUGGAGUCUGGGAAAGUUAAGUCCAUGGCCCAAGGUCAUAAAGCCUAACCGUGGUUGAGUCAAGAUUCGUCUUGUCUUGAAACGAGAGUCCAAGCCCUUAGUCCCCACCAGACCACCUCAACUCAUGAGAUGCCAGAUGCUGAGCUCGAACAAGGAAAAAGGAAACACAAAUGUAUGGAGUUCAGCGCCUACCUGGCUUCCUCUCUUGUCUUCUGUGACAUCUCUUUCUCUCUCUCUCUCCCCUGAUAACACUCCUACUUUCCCAGACACUGUUUAUUUGCCGCCAGAGACACUUUUCUGCGUAGCCCUUAAGUCUGGCUCCUCCGGACCCCAUUCUUUGGACUCUUUUCUCUUUCUUUUGCACAGACAGGUCCGUGAGAGAUCUCCUGUUGCCCACAGUUUGGGCUGUCGGCCACCUCUCCAAUCCAAACUGCCCCUCUGAGCACCAGCCCAGUCCAGCCAAAUGCCUCCUUGACAUCCCCCUUGGAGUUUCCAUGCUCUCAGCUGAAUUCAUCAUCCCUCCCUUAGCAUAAGUCUCCCCCGGAGUUUCCCUUCUUCCUUACCAUGGCCUCUUAGUUUCAAGUACUGGGGUUAGCGAUAGGGAAUCCAAGAAGCCCGUGUAGACGCAACCUCAUGAAUCCAUUCCUGUAGCUAGACGUGGAUGUAGGGUGUGUUCUCUGACAGCUGCCAACAAUUUGGGGGUGAACUUGGAGGGUAGAAGACAUCAUUUAAUCUGCUGUGUCCUAAGUGCCCGGCAGUGUGCUAGGUCCAGUAGCUGAAACAGAUGGGAUCCUUGGCUUUUGGAAGCUUUCAGGCUACUAGAGAAGAUGGGCAUGAGGAAUCCUCCCCAAAUACGAAUUCUUACAAACUGUGAUAAGUAUCAUGAAGGAAAAGUUUAGGGAGCUAUGAAAGAAUAUACUCGGUCUGUAUUAGGUUGGAGUGGGGGGUCGAAGGCCAUUUUGAGAAAUGAUAAUUACUAUAUCCCUGAGUACUUGAGUUGGGGGAAGAAAAUUCCAUACAGAGGCAAUAGUAGGUGUGUGCAUGAAGUCCCAGAGGUGGGCAAGAACUUGGUAUGUUUGGGAACCCAGAAGGCAGCCAUAUCAAAGGAGCUGAGUAUGCUGCCUAUGAUGACGAGUCAGGAUGAGAUGGCACAGGCUGGCUGGGGGUGGUAGCAUGUACCUCGUGGGCCAUGGUAAGGAGCCUGGAUUUUUUUGGUUUAACUUUUUAUUUGGAAAUAAUUUCAAAGUUAAGGAAAAGUGAAUAGUAUAAUGGACAUUUGUCUGCCCUCUAUCCUGAAUUCACCUGUUAAAAUUAAGAAAGUUAAUUCUUUCUCUAUAUGAAGUGUUACAGGUAACUUAUUCUGAACUACUGGAGAAUAAGUUGCACACAUCACACUCUUUCAUGCCUAAACAGUUACAGUGUAUGUAAGAACCCUUAUCCACUUCACUAAAUUUAACAUUAAUGCAACACAGUAUCUCAUUUACCACCCAUUUUGUCAAUUACCUCAAUAAUGUUCUUUGCAUAGCAUUUUCCCUCUGGUCCAGGAUCCAGUCUAGAAGUGAAGUGAAGCAUUCCACUGUCAUUUCUCUGUAGUCUCCUUUAAUCUGGAAUAGUUGGCUUUGUCUUUUAUGACAUUGACAUGAUGGAAAAAUUCGGUUUUCCCUGUUAAGAGAGUAUUUCAUUUUGGGGUUUGUCCUCUGUUUCUUCAUCACGCUUCCUGCUGGAAGAUGACAUGAACAUUAUUUUCUCUUUCCCGGUGAGACAACAAAAGGCACACAUUGUCUAUCUCCUCCACCUUGGUGAUUUAAAUAUUGUCCUAUUAAGUUAUUGUCCUAAUAAGUUAUUGUUUUUCUCUUGUCACUGAUAAGCAGUCAUGGAGAUAGUUCCAACCAUGCAGAUAUCCUCUUCCAGAGCUUACUAAAUAGAUGAGAUUUAACAUUCAGCAAGGCUUCUUGCCUGAAGCAAAUCAGUGUCAGGAGGGUUAGAAAAUGACUUCAGCUCUCUCUGCCCUUGACAUUCUUUUGCCUAUUUAUUUAUACAUUUAUUUUAUUAGCAGGGACUUUUGGGUUUCUGCUAUUUUCCAGUAAUUUUGGUUAUUAACCUUCAUUAUCUUGGUGCUCAAAUUACCCCAGAUUCAGCCAGUGGGAGCCUCUUAAAACUAGAAGCCUGGAUUCUAUCCCAGCUUUGGUGGACUGGCAGGGUUCGCUUUGCGUGUUUUAGACUCUGUGUGAAUGCAUUGUGCGGAGAACAGAGGAGGAAGCAGGGAGACCUGACAGGUGGCUCUUGUGUAGUCCAGGUGGGCGAUGUGUCUUAGACCAAGGAAUUAAUUUGGGUGUUCAAGAAAAUUUAGCGAUACAGUCAGCAGGAACUCGUGAUUCAGGGAAUGUGCGAGCAGUCAGAGAGGGAUUGGCCAAAGUAGUUGGAGGAAUGGUGGAGAUAUUUACAGACCUGGGGAAGACACGCAGAGUAAGGGGGUCAGGUGGGAUGGGUAUUUUAGACAGCUGAAUUUGAGAUGUCUUUGACAUCCAAGUGAAGAUGUCAAGUAGUGAUUAGAUCUAUUUUGUUCUGGAGAGAAGUUCAGACCAGAAGACAUUUUAGGAGAUGUCACAUAUUAAUGAUUUUUGAGACCGUGGUCCUGGAUGAAAUGCUGUAAGGGGAGAAUACGUAGUGAAGGGGGGGCAGACUGGGAAUUCUAAGGUCAGUCGCUGUUUGGGGGCAUGGGUGUGUGUGGCAGCAGAUGGCAAUGGAGAGAUGGGGGGCCAGGCCCUGUGGAACCUGCAAUGUCAGGCCAAAUUCUGAGGGCUCCAGGGAGCCACUGAUGGGUUCUGAGUAGGGGAGGUUCUGAUCUGAGUUUGAGAAAGAUUGUUCUGACAGCCGAGUAAGGAUGAUUUGGAGAGUCACGGCAGUGGCUAAUGCUAUGCUUCUUUCUAAAAUAAAUCUAUCCUCUUGCCACUGGAGAUUGCUCAGAUGGAUCCGUGUAUCUGGGAUGCCCUCUUCUUAUUCACCUGGGCACAAAAAAGAUGAUCAACACAUCUGCCUCAGCUGCACGUAUCAGCCCCUGGUAAUGACAGCAGCCCCCAUCGCCCUUCCUCGCUUUAGCUGGGGAUGCACAGCUUGCUUCUGGGAUCUUUUCUCAGCCAGGAGCAUCAUAGGUAGGAGUGCGCAUGAGCUGGUCCCUGAGGCCUGUGGGAGUCUGGCCACUGUGAGCCUCUGCCCUCAUGUACUUUAAGUUCAGCGUAGUCUCUGCCAGCCAGGUAAUCACCCAUCCAAAGUCUGUUGUCCCCUCCGCACUCCUGCACGUGCUGAGGAAAAUGGGUUGAGUCUGAAUGAACAUCCUAGAGCACCCUUCACUUAACUAGGGUGGUGCUGUGCAGGGGACCCUCAGUUCUGUCUAGAGGAUGUCGACAAGCCCAUCGGAGACACAAAUAAGCAAAGGCAGAAUAUCAAUUCACCAAGAGGGAGGGUCAGAUGUUCUGGGAGCCCGGGAAAGGCAAGAGUGUUACUAGUGGGAAAUGAGGGAAGGUUCCAUUUGAACCAGGAGAAGGUGGCAUUUGAAGGUGGCAUCUGAACCAGACCUUAAGGGCAGAGAGGAUUAUUUUCCAUUUCACAAAGGAAAUAUUUGAUUAUCCAAGCAGAAAAGAAAACUAAGGGGGAAAAAAUCAUUGCCCACACAGUCAUUGUUGGUUAUGUACAAAUCCCAUUAGGCAGCUACUUUUUGUUCGUCCUCUUACUGUUGGAAUAAUUCAUUUCCAGGCCUCAGGACAUUGGCUUGGAGCCUGUGGCUGGGCAGGGAGGGAUAGAAGCAAGCCCGGGACCAAAUGCAACUCAGGAAUCAGUGCUUCGAGCCCAUCCACUCGUUCCUUCAUUCAGCAAACGUUUAUUCAGGACUCACGUCUCCCAGGCCCUGAGGAUACAAUGACGAUCAGAACAUAGUUCCUGUUGUAAAGACCUCAAGUCUAAUAGAACGGGAACCCCAAGUGGAGAGAAUUUAUUGUAAAGCACGCGAAAAUGCCAAAGGCAGGCUCAUUGUAUAGACUGACGUGGAGACUGUAGCCGGGGGAACGGAUGCCUCAGCGGUAAAGGAGCACACCAGAGCAUGCGCAGUGAGGGGGGGGAUUGAGGACACCUGUCAGAGGACCAAGUUCAAGCAGAGCUCCGGAACAUACCUCUCUGUCCACAGGCUGGAAGGCACAUCUCUCCUACUCUUAAGCUUCUGGGUGUUUUUGUUGUUGUUGUUGUUGUUGUUUUUUCUUUGUUUUUUUUUUUUUGUUUUUGUUUUUUAAUUUCAAGUACUUCCUUUCUCCGAUUUUUUUUAAGGGGGGGCUAUUUUUGUGCUUUUUCCAAAAUCUCAACUUUUGUGGUCCACUCAUUCACUUUAUUUUUCUCUUUUUGACCCUAAAAAGCAUUUAGUGCUGUUAAUUUUACCUCUGCAGAUAGAUUUUACUGUAUCUUAUUUUUAAAAUUAUUUUCUAAAUAGUUUGUUUUUUUACUCUUGAUUUACUUCUUGUCCUAAGAGUAAUUUGGUAGGCUAUUCAUGUUUUUCCAUUUCUAAGUGGAGUGUUUUAUAUUACUGUUAGCUGUAUUGCAUUUGAUCAGAGACUGACUUUUAGAAUUUCCACUUUUCAAAAUUUACCAAAAUAUUCUCUGUAGCUUAAUAUUUGUUGAAUUUUGUCACUGUCCAUGGAACUUGAAUAGAAGGUAUACUAUUUGUUUUCAGGUUGAAAAAAUUUUGUAGGGUCAUAUCUUCUGUGUCUUUAUUUUUUGAUUACUUGUUCAGAAGAUGUGUUAGAAUGUUUCCAAUAAAACUGUUUCUCAUGGUU